AUGCUGGGUCGCAUGGUCUGCUUUGUUCUCGUUGCUGCGGCUGUGGCAAAGCCCCGGCAGCCAAAGUCAACCUAUGUGAAGGUGCCCGUUGUUCCUGAGCCAACGACCUGCGGCUUAGCAAAUCUCCUACGCCCACAGCCUGAUCUCUUUGCAGAUGCCACGUUUGAGGGAGCCUUCGUAAGCGCGGCCGAGGCGGCUGUGAGAGAGGCUGCUGGGGCGGCAUGGAAGCGGCUGGACAGUAACCAAGAUGGCAACUUAGAUGUCGAUGAGUUGUCAGCAGCUGUUCGCGCGUCCUGGAAGUCCAAGCGCUUUCAGCCGCCGGCACACACCUGGGUGUUCUUGUGGGCUCUGGCCGACACAUUCAGGGCAAAGGACCUGUCCAGAUCAGCAAGGGUCAGCAUUGCAGAGAUGGACCAGGUGGUGGAUAAGCUGCUAAGGUCUGUGAAGUUCCUCGAUGAGCGCCGCGCGCUGUUUGACGACAUCGCCGGCCCCGGUGUGGGGGAUGAAGAGGGUGCCUUCUCGAAAGCUACCUGGGAAGCCUGGCGAGCCUCCUGA
Messenger RNA from Symbiodinium pilosum, 555 nucleotides. Lineage: Eukaryota; Dinophyceae; Suessiales; Symbiodiniaceae. The record is from the annotation of a GenBank genome assembly.